UUGACCUUCUCAGCACGCCGCCGGCUUCUUCCCCGACGCAGCUGAUCAGAACUGCAUGCUCGACUCGACGGAGCACUACGAUGCCGGGCAGGAGAGGCGCGACCCUGCUCGAGGACCUGCCGGAAGAGAUCAUCGACAAGAUACUCAUCAGGUUGCCGCCCAAGGAUGUCGGCCGCAGCCGCCUUGUCAGUGCGUCGUGGCGCAGCGUCACAUCCACGCCCGCGUUCAUGCUCGAGCACCGCCGCCGCCAGCCGUCGCUCCCCACCGUCGACGGCCACGGGCGGCCCGCCAGCCUCGUCGUUGUUUCCCCUGAAACCGAUGCUCAAGGCUCUCAUCAUCAGCAGCUCUGGCCUUUCCUCCCGGGCUCCGAACACCGCUCCCAACAUUGCCUCAGAGGCGCGUGUGAUGGCUUCCUCAUCGUCUCUCGGGGACACCAGUUCUACAUCUGCAACCCGGUCAUCCGGACGCGCGUUCUCCUUCCGCAGCCUGAGAGGCAAUACAACACCAUAGCCGGUUUCUACUGCCACCAUUCGACCAGAGAAUAUAGGGUGCUCUGGGUCUCACAGUCACUUGAUUUGUCUAAUUCCAGCUUAUACAUUGUCACCGUGGGAUCCUCUGACAAGCCGAGGCAAGUGAGAGUCAGCAUGCUAACGGACUCAUCGCCUUCCGAGGAACACAAGUUACUGAACAAGCUGCGCUUUUCAUCUGACUGUUCACCACCAGUCCACCACCGUGGCAGCCUGCACUGGCGUCCUUAUAGUGCCAGUGAUCUUACGGGAGGCCGCGGAGACAUUAUUGUGUUCGACACAGAAUCAGAGUCAUUCCGAUGGAUGCGCGGCCCUGCUCAGCCGUGCCAUUGUAGGAAGUUGUUCGACAUGGAGGGGACACUUGCUUUCUGGGGCGGCUCGACUCCCAGGUCCACUUCUAUGGAUGUCUGGGUGAUGCAGGAUUAUGAAGCUGAAACAUGGGCUUUUAAGUACCAGAUUGACCUGUCGACGGUGGAGGUGUCAAGAAAGCUUCAUUCAGCUUCUUCCAAAAAGAAACCGAGGAUAUCAUCUGAUUCCACGGUGCGUUUGUUGAACGAUGUGGCCGUGCUAAACAACCAUGAGCUGCUGAUCAUGUUCAACAGAAAACAUGUGUUGCGCUGCGAUACUAAUGGCAAGUUCUUAGGUGUUGUGAACAUUGGAACAAGUCAAUACUGCAUGUUGCUUACUCACCACCGCCUCCAAGAGAGCAUUGUUCCUAUUCCAGGCCAUGGUAUGAUGCAAGGAAAGGAUGAGGAGCCUCCAUUCUCCUGAAUGAUCAUGACUCCUGGUCUGCCUUUCCCCUGGACUGAGAGCAUGACGUUUGUUCUUGGCUCUUCUUACCUGUACCGGCAGUCCAACAUGUCAUCUUGGAUGGUCGCAGUAGCGCCUACCCUGUCAUUAUUUGGUGCUUGCUAUGAUGUCUUGAUCAUCUUGUUAAUGUUCCGAACUAUUGAGCAUCGAUCCAUGGUAUUAGAACUGAUUAUUUAUAACUGUUCCUCCCUGCCUGCCAAAUUUACUUCGGUUUUGGCAUGGUUAGGAUGCACAGACGGCAUCAUUCAGAUGAGCGAUUCGCUCUUGGUCUUGCUCUUUGAGCGAAAGCAAUUUCUCGCUGCUUGGAUGUUAUUAUGUAUCUGUUGAUCUGUUCCAUAGGAUGUUUGUUUGCCUUA
Molecule: messenger RNA, 1693 nt
Organism: Hordeum vulgare subsp. vulgare (domesticated barley)
Lineage: Eukaryota; Viridiplantae; Streptophyta; Magnoliopsida; Poales; Poaceae
Product: F-box/LRR-repeat/kelch-repeat protein At1g09650-like
Exons: 2
Coding region: 81-1298 (405 amino acids)
Molecular function (GO): protein binding
Source: RefSeq, a predicted model, not a curated record